Erpetoichthys calabaricus (reedfish) is the source of this 1745-nucleotide messenger RNA. RefSeq names its product ephrin-A5b (gene efna5b). Bases 1025 to 1711 code for a protein of 228 amino acids. Gene Ontology annotation, biological process: axon guidance; ephrin receptor signaling pathway; regulation of actin cytoskeleton organization. Lineage: Eukaryota; Metazoa; Chordata; Cladistia; Polypteriformes; Polypteridae. Gene Ontology annotation, cellular component: plasma membrane; external side of plasma membrane. The record is from RefSeq and is a predicted model, not a curated record. Gene Ontology annotation, molecular function: ephrin receptor binding. The transcript is spliced from 5 exons.
UCUGCUCGCUCACUCGGCGAGUGGCUGCCUUUGCUCUCACCUUCUCUUACCGUCUAAGUAAAGUGCACGAAAUAGCACAUGAUCUACGUCUGAUUUCGCGUUUCUUUAUAUACUGGAUGCUGUACCAGGACUAUUCGCAUUUUGUGUGCAGGAUUUACAAUCAGAUCUGCUUUAAUCAAAGUAGAAGCAAACAGCUGCUGGUUCUUUUUCUCUGAAGGAGUUUUCCUUUUCUCAUCACUGACACUUUUCAAGAUAUCACUGACUGAGCAUUUAGUUCCUUUAGUUCCUCAAGCAAAGAACGGGGAGUCUUCACAUAUUUGGGAGUCUGCGCGGGACAACUUUAAACCUAUAAUCCUGAAUUUGAAAUCGUGCCUGUAAGGGACAUCUGUCAAAUAUUUUGUUUUGUAAUUUUCUUCGCAAUCCGAACGGUUGGCUGACAUUUUUUAACAAGACCGGCAUUGAUUUUUGUGAAUGAAAUGAAAUAAAUAUCAAGCGCGGAGUAUUGUGAUGCAAUGGAUACUAUUAACAUGCUCUGAUAUUUCCCCCCAGCGUUAACAGGGCCAGGUCUGGACAUUUUGCUUUUGUUUUUGCAUGGAAGUCUGAGCAAAUGUACGCAUUUGUGGGAGCUUCAGCAAGUGCGCGAUUGUUGCUGUGAAAGCAUUAACUCAGCGUGAUCGAGCUGGAUUCGCUGCUGGAAGCUCGAUAUCGACUUCCUUUACAUUAUAAACUUCAUGAACCGAGGGGGACUUGAUAAACUACCAUUAGAUUGCAUUCAGCUUCCGCCGCUGACACUGUGACUCUUAGUAAAGGACCGUGACCAGAAAUCGCACUAUAUAGAUUGCACUGACAGCAAACGAGGUGGUGCGCAAGUGGAAUACACACAUUUCUAUUGGCGUUUUGAUCGACAGCUGUGCUACCCCAAACUCAUCUAAAUGGUUUCUGCCUCUUAAUCAAAGUUGGUUUUGAGCGCUGUACGAAAAGAAAAGGCAGUUUCAGAACAGGAUCGCAUCGAAGAGCUGAAGUGAUGUUGCAUGUGGAGAUGUUUGUGUUCUUCUUUCUGAUGCUGUGGAUGUGUGUAUUUAGCCAGGAUCCCAGCUCUAAGGUGGUGGCUGAUCGUUAUGCGGUAUACUGGAACAGCACCAAUCCCAGAUUUCAGAGAGGAGAUUAUCACAUUGAUGUGUGCAUAAAUGACUACUUGGAUGUGUUUUGCCCCCACUAUGAAGAUUCUGUGCCAGAAGAUAAAACUGAGCGAUAUGUUCUUUACAUGGUGAACUACGAUGGCUACAGCACAUGUGACCACACCUCAAAAGGCUUCAAGAGAUGGGAGUGCAAUCGGCCCCAUUCUCCAAAUGGACCACUGAAGUUCUCUGAGAAGUUUCAGCUUUUUACUCCCUUCUCCUUAGGAUUUGAGUUUCGGCCAGGCAGAGAAUAUUAUUAUAUCUCAUCCACUGUUGCAGAAAAUGGAAGAAGAACCUGUCUGAAACUAAAAGUUUUUGUACGACCAACAAACAGCUGUAUGAAAACUAUAGGUGUUCAUGAUCGUGUUUUCGAUGUUAACGACAAAGUAGAAAAUUCAUUAGAACCAGCAGAUGAUACUGUACACGAGUCUGCAGAGCCAUCCCGCAGUGACAACGACGCAGAACGGCCAACGAUAACAAGUCUACUUUUGCCAAUUGUACUUUUUUUCUUAGUCUCACUUUUGGCUUUAUAGCAUUUUGUGCCCAAGGAAUUAAAAAAAAAAAACA